UUUUCACUACAAGAGAGUGCUUUUAUUAAUUAUUAUUUCUUUUUGUUGGGUUUUUUGCCUUUUUAGCUUUUUGCUUCACUUGAAUAUUAUCUCUUUAGUUUCUCUUCACACUCUCUCUAUCUUUAUCUCUCUCACCUAUCUACUAUACAUACAUAUUCACACUCACUACCAUAUUAGAGAUAUUUCUUUGCAAGAGCUUAUAAUUAUUUAUACAUGAUGAAGAAAUUGUAUUAAUGGUGGUGAAUUUGAUGCAGCAAUAUUACCAUAAUUAAUUAAUUGCUAUAUAUGAUGGAGUCAUGUGUCCCACCUGGAUUUCGGUUUCAUCCAACUGAUGGAGAGCUUGUUGGUUACUAUCUUAGAAAGAAAGUAGCUUCUCAUAAGAUUGAUCUUGAUGUUAUCAAAGAGGUCGAUUUAUAUCGUAUCGAACCAUGGGAUCUUCAAGGAAGAUGCAGAAUUGGGAAUGAGGAGCAACAUGAGUUUUAUUUUUUUAGUCACAAAGACAAGAAAUAUCCAACGGGGACAAGAACAAACAGAGCUACAAUGGCCGGGUUCUGGAAAGCAACCGGAAGAGAUAAGUCGGUUUAUGAACGAACAAAACUGAUCGGAAUGAGAAAGACGCUUGUUUUCUAUAAAGGAAGAGCCCCUAAUGGACAGAAAACUGAUUGGAUCAUGCAUGAGUAUAGGCUUGAAACAAUAGAAAAUGCACCUCCACAGGAGGAAGGUUGGGUUGUAUGCAAAGCAUUCAAGAAAAAAACCAAUGUCCAAACAAAGGCUAAUGAAAGAUGGGAUCAACAAACAAGUGGCAUUAUCUCAAAGGUAGACCCUAUUCAUGACCUUACCUUAUGUCAACCUCAUAGGAUUCCACCUCAAAAUUUCAUGUACAAACAAGAGAUAGAAGCAGAUAAUGCCAUAUUAAGCUUCAUGCAUUCAGAACAUUUGUUACCUCUUCCUCAUCUAGAAUGUCCCUCUAUGGCAAAGAGACAAAACACAAUGUCAAUAAUAUCUGAAAAUAACAUUAACAAUAAUGAUUUUCAAAAUGGAUUAUUGUCCAACAUUAACAAAACGGAGAAAGUGACUGAUUGGAGGGCUUUAGAUAAGUUUGUGGCUUCUCAAUUGAGUCAAGAAGAUCAUAGGCAUGACACAAGCUCAGAUAUGUCAUUGUUGCUACUUCAAAGUAGUAGAGAUGAAGAGAACAAGUUAAGCUCAUUUUUAAGUACAAGCUUAGAUUGUGAUUUUGGGAUAUGUGUAUUUGAACAUUAAAUGCAUAUAGAAUACAAGGGAUUAAUUAACUUUGCUGCAUUUGUA
Molecule: messenger RNA, 1305 nt
Organism: Trifolium pratense (red clover)
Lineage: Eukaryota; Viridiplantae; Streptophyta; Magnoliopsida; Fabales; Fabaceae
Product: NAC domain-containing protein 37
Exons: 3
Coding region: 286-1260 (324 amino acids)
Biological process (GO): regulation of DNA-templated transcription
Molecular function (GO): DNA binding
Source: RefSeq, a predicted model, not a curated record